Molecule: messenger RNA, 1172 nt
Organism: Rotaria sp. Silwood1
Lineage: Eukaryota; Metazoa; Rotifera; Eurotatoria; Philodinida; Philodinidae
Source: the annotation of a GenBank genome assembly
AUGGCAAUAUUUAUCACCUAUUAAUGUCUAUCGAAGUCAAUGGAUGUCUAUUGAAGAAGUAAAAUUAUUAGCAAAUUCAAUCGAUCAAUUGAUUUCGAUUAAUUCAUUCUUUUCAACAACCUUUAGUCAGAAUGUAGCUUUUGCGUAUUUGGGUUCAUCUAAUAGUGAUGAUAAAUUACAAAGUGUUUUAUUUGAGAUCGAAGCUGAUCCUUGUAAAGAUGGCAUGAAGCCAUUUGCGGAUCUUUCAGAAAUCAGUUGGUUUAAUUACGAACAAGAAGUAUUAAUGAUGUUAGGAUCAAUCUUUCGUCUGAAAAGUGUUCUACGUGAUGAGGAAAAUCAUCGAUGGCAUAUUAAAAUGAUUUUAUGUAGUGAUAAUGAUUGUGAUGUACAAAAAAUCUUUCACCAUAUGAAAGAACAAUAUGGUUCGAGUAAUACAAGAUUAGUCUUAUUCGGAAAUGUUCUUAUCGAUAUGGCUAAAUUUAAUGAAGCUGAGCAAUAUUUAGAGCGAUUAUUAAAACAGUUACCAUCGACACAUAAAAGUGUUUAUAAAUGUUAUCAUUCUCUUGGAAAAAUAUCGUUUGAAAAAGGUGAUUAUGAUCGAAGUCUGAAAUAUUUAUGUGAAUGUCUCAAUUUUCUAUCGAACUUAAAAUUAAAUGAUUCUCGAAUCGCAUACAUUUAUAAUAGUAUGGGAGAAGUUUACCAUAAGAAAGGUGAAAUUAAACAAGCAUUAGAAUUAUUUGAAAAGGCAUUAGAAGUUCUCCAGCAAAAUUUUACUGAAAAUCAUGAAUCUUCAGCUUGGUGUUACAAUAAUUUAGGUAUGAUUUAUCUAGAAAUGAAAAAUUAUAAACAAGCAUCGGAUUAUCUGAAGAAAGCAUUAGAUAUAAAAACGAAAGUACUUCCUCAUGGACAUCCCUGUUUAGGUAAUACAUAUACUAAUCUUGGUAAUGCAUAUUACUAUCGCCAUGAAUACGAUGAAGCAUUACGCAAUUAUAAAAUAUUGUAUAAAAUUUUCAAAAGAUCUCUUAAUCCUGGACAUCCUUCAAUCGCAAGAGUACUCAAGAAUAUAGGCUUGAUAUAUGAAGUUAAACAAAACUUUACUGAAGCAAAAAAGAUUUAUGAACAAGGACAUGCGAUUCGUAAAUUUUGCUUACCUCAAUGUCAUCCUGAUUUGA